AUGUGUCUAAGCCACUGCUGGGGAAAGAUCAAGAUCAAAUGCAAAACGGAAACCGACAAUCUGAAAAGACAACUGGAGUCAAUACCUUGGUCUUUGCUUCCACCCAGCUUCCAACAGGCAGUCGAGAUCACGAGGAAGCUCGGGGUUCGCUAUCUCUGGAUUGACUCACUUUGCAUCAUCCAAGAUGACAAGAUAGAUUGGGAGAAAGAGGCAGCUCAGAUGGUCAACGUGUACCGCAACUCAUACGCCACAAUUGCCGUAAGCUGGUCUCAUGAUUCUGAGGGAGGCUGCUACUAA
This is a messenger RNA of Colletotrichum tamarilloi, 297 nucleotides long. Its product is annotated as heterokaryon incompatibility protein. The record is from RefSeq and is a predicted model, not a curated record. NCBI's taxonomy places the organism in Eukaryota, Fungi, Ascomycota, Sordariomycetes, Glomerellales, Glomerellaceae. The transcript has a single exon. The coding region runs from base 1 to 297 and encodes 98 amino acids.